AUGGCACCCUUCGUGGAGGAGCCGGCCGAGGAAUCUCUGGCUGUGUCGUCCAAGGUAGCGCCCAGCCUUGUCGCACCUGAACCAGAGCACUGCCCAGGCCCCGAGUCCGAACAAGCCGGUCAAGGCGAUGCUUGCGCCGGCUGUCCAAACCAACAAAUCUGCGCGACCGCACCCAAAGGACCAGAUCCCGAUAUUCCAAUCAUCACCGAGCGCCUCUCCCAGAUUCGGCACAAGAUCCUAGUUCUCUCCGGUAAGGGAGGAGUAGGAAAGUCAACAUUCUCAACUCUGCUCUCGCACGGCUUCGCCUCAAACCCAGACUCAACGGUCGGCAUCAUGGACACCGAUAUCUGCGGACCCUCGAUCCCAAAAAUGAUGGGCGUGGAAUCAGAAACAAUUCACGUCAGCAAUGCGGGCUGGAGUCCAGUCUGGGUGACGGAUAACCUCGGCGCAAUGAGUGUGCAGUUCAUGCUACCCAACCGGGAUGACGCGGUCAUCUGGCGCGGACCCAAGAAGAACGGACUCAUCAAACAAUUCCUUAAGGAUGUGGACUGGGGCGAGCUCGACUACCUGAUUGUCGAUACCCCUCCUGGAACCUCCGACGAGCAUCUGUCAGUCAACUCUCUUCUGAAAGAAUCUGGCGUUGAUGGCGCCGUCGUCGUGACUACCCCGCAGGAGGUCUCGUUGCUAGACGUGCGCAAAGAAGUCGACUUUUGUCGCAAGGCUGGCAUCCGUGUCCUUGGGCUGGUCGAGAACAUGUCCGGAUUUGUUUGCCCCAACUGCACACAUGAGUCUCAGAUCUUCCGUGCGACGACUGGUGGAGGUCGCCGGCUGGCGAAGAAAAUGGAUAUCCCUUUCCUAGGUGCUGUUCCUCUGGACCCCCGGGUCGGCAUGGCGUGCGAUUUUGGUGAGAGCUUUGUCGACAACUUCCCGGACAGUCCGGCGUCCAAGGCCAUCAAGCGUGUCGUACGCGCGGUAGGCAAGGCUAUCGGCGAGAACCCGGAUGAUGUCCUUCCAGAGGAUAUGAUUGAAUGA
Molecule: messenger RNA, 1032 nt
Organism: Penicillium canescens
Lineage: Eukaryota; Fungi; Ascomycota; Eurotiomycetes; Eurotiales; Aspergillaceae
Gene: nbp35
Product: Fe-S cluster-binding ATPase
Exons: 2
Coding region: 1-1032 (343 amino acids)
Biological process (GO): iron-sulfur cluster assembly
Cellular component (GO): cytosol
Molecular function (GO): ATP-dependent FeS chaperone activity; 4 iron, 4 sulfur cluster binding; ATP binding
Source: RefSeq, a predicted model, not a curated record